Messenger RNA from Postia placenta MAD-698-R-SB12, 2307 nucleotides. RefSeq lists its product as hypothetical. The transcript is spliced from 5 exons. Gene Ontology annotation, biological process: rRNA processing. Gene Ontology annotation, cellular component: Mpp10 complex; small-subunit processome; sno(s)RNA-containing ribonucleoprotein complex. The coding region runs from base 1 to 2307 and encodes 768 amino acids. The record is from RefSeq and is a predicted model, not a curated record. Lineage: Eukaryota; Fungi; Basidiomycota; Agaricomycetes; Polyporales; Adustoporiaceae.
AUGACGGACGUGGAAGACAUUCAGCUGCCACCUGAGCUUUCGAACCUGUCGACCAUAGUCGACGCGUCGCCAGAAGUUUUGGCCACAGGGAGCAGCGACUUGCAAUCGACUGCUCUGAAUGCAACGAAGUUCAUAUACGACCUCGCCCUAGCUCUGAAGUCCGAGGAUAAUUCCCAAUACUACAUCAAUGAUCUCCUCAUGUCAAUUUCGCCCACUCUCGCGCCCGAGACCCGCUCGCAAAGCACGAAGCGGAAACGCAGCCCAACGUAUGAUCCUGCAGACUAUUCUCCGAAGUUCUAUGAAACCCCUGUUGAUGAACUUCAUGUCGAUGGCAUGAACGAUGACCAGGUCUGGGCCCAACUGGAGCUCAGAGCGGCGCGUGUCUGCAGUCUCCUGGAAUAUGCCCUCGAUGGCACAGGAGACGGUCUCGGUAAUGAGGGCGACGAGGAGUCAGCUGGGUCACAAAAGAAGCGCAAGAUGCUCUUGGAUGACGACGGGGACCUUGAUAUGGAUGACUUGGACGGUAUGAAGGUGGAUAGCGACGAGGACGAAGACGAGGACGGAGAUGAAGACGAAGACGAAGGAGAUGAGGAUGAGGAUGAAGAAGAUGAAGAUGAGGACGAAGAGGAGGACGAAGAGGAGGACUUAGGUGAGGGCGUUAUGCGAUUGCGGGAUGCAUCGGACGAUGAAGAAAACGGGGACACUGUCCUCGAUCUCGACAAGCCUUCAAUUCUCACUGGCGGGAAGCGAAAACUCAAGCUCAAGCUCAAAAAAGGAGGGCACCCCGAACUGGACGAUGGGUUUUUCGACCUGGCAACCUUCAACGCCGAGACUGAGGAGGCGGAAGCCAGAGCAGUGUCGAAGGGAAGAUUAGGGAAGGUCGAUAGUGAUGAGGAAGGUGACGAUGACGAGGGAGUGGACCUCUUUGCGCCAGUUGAUGCCAUGUCGGAUACUCUUGACGGUAACGAAGAAGGGGCUGCAGAGCCGUUCUACAAGGAUUUCUUCGAUCUCCCGCCGCGCCCCACCUCAUCAAAAGGCGAAAGGAAGACCCCUGCUCACUUGACUGCGUCGUCCUCAACUGGAAGAGUCCGCUUCCAUGAGGAAGUUCGGGUGAAGAAUAUAAAAGCUAGGGGGAAAAAUAUUCCAACCGCGGUGCUAUACGACGAUCCUGACGAUGAUGACUAUGAACCGGAGGAUGUUGACAGUGAGGAGGACGAUGGCAGUGAGGAGGAAGGAGAUGAAGAGGACGAAGAAUACGGCGAGUUGAUAUCCGAAGAUGGUAGCGAAGAGAACGACGAAGAUGGCAGCAAUGAGGAUGAAGAGGAAAGCUCACAAACCAGUCGAGACGAUGACGACGAUCUUGAGACUAUUGAGCGUUUCAAGGAUGAUUUAUUUGCAGAGGAGGAUGAGAAACAUCAGACAGACAUGACAGCAUUCGAGAAACGUAUGGCUGCCCUCCGAGAAGAGAUUGCCACAAUGGAAGCAGAGAACGUGGCGAAGAAGAAUUGGACCCUCAUGGGCGAAGCUACAUCGCGAUCACGACCACAGAACUCACUCCUCGAGGAGGACCUUGAGUUCGAGCGGGUGAUGAAAUCUGUCCCCGUCAUUACAGAGGAGACCGUUCAGAGCCUCGAAGAGCGUAUCAAGGCACGGAUCUUGGAAGGCCAAUUCGACGACGUUGUGCGUAAACGACCUGUCGAUGACAAGCCAUUCCUUCCUUCCCGCUUCUUUGAGCUACAAGACACGAAGUCAAAGCAGUCCCUCGCUGAGAUCUACGAGGACGAGUACACUGCUCAGACGGGCGGGGUCGCUGGCGAAGAUAGGGAUGGCAAGCUCAAGAAGGAGCAUCAAGAGCUCGAGAAGCAAUGGGAGCAGAUCUGUGGAAAGCUCGACGCGCUGUGCAAUGCGCAUUUCACACCAAAAGCACCGAAAGCGUCAAUAUCCACGGUCGCAAAUGUGGCCGCUGCGUCGAUGGAAUCAGCGCUUCCAACGACCAUGUCCUCCUCCUCAAUGCUUGCACCUGAAGAAGUGUUUGCACCGCCUUCUACCACGGAUCUCCGUGUGCGCAGCGAGCUCACGCCGACGGAAAAACGAGCCUUGCACAAUAAGCAGAAGAAGGCUAAGAAGAAGGCCCGCGAUGUGCUCGAAAAGAGCGUGGACAAGUUCGCGCAGUCCAAGAGAGCCGGCGGUGUCAAGAAGCAGAAGGAGGCGGCACUGAAGAGCGUAGUCAAGAGCGGGAAGGGAGUGACCGUCAUAGGCAAGAAGAGCAAAGACGUAGCUGGUCAGCGAAAGCGGACUGAAACAUAG